ACAUGAAAUUAGUGGCUCGUCGUCAUUCUCUCUUCUCAACAUUCAACUUUAUUCAUCAACCCAGAAAAGUUCAACAGUUGAACUUCGACUGGAUUUAAAAAUUGUUAGUGUCCAAUUUGAAAAAUUUAUAGUAAAAAUAGUAGUGUAAUUGGACAAGCACUUGCGAAGAGUUCUAAAUUGUAGUAUAAAUCUGGCACACAAAUAAGAAAAGUUUAUAUAAAACUUUUAGAUUGUAGAUAUAUCAAAAUGGUUGACACGAAUCAAGGUCCAAUACCUGAUGAUUCAAAUCAGGACCUUCCUCCCCCUCCACCUAGUCCUCCAUUAAAUUGGUCCAGGCUGAAAGCACUGAUCAUCGAACGCAAGAUCGACUUUGCCCUGUGGCUGACACGAUUGUUGACCAUCAUGUUUGCAGCUGGAUACAUACUACCGCUCUUCGGAAGUCCUGUCCAAUACUACUACAAAGCAUUUAUGGCCAGCGCAGCUACUUCGGCGCUUCGGCUGCAUCAACGCCUACCAAAUUUCAGUUUUUCACGUGCCUUCUUUCAACAAAUGGUCUUGGAAGAUUCAUUCCACUACUUGUUCUGUGCUCUCAUCUUUCUGUAUGCAACGCCAAUGACAUUGGCACUGGCUCCAAGCGUGCUCUUCGCAAUCUUACAUUUCGCCAGUUUCUCACUGUCUCUGCUGGAUGCGCUCGGCAGAAACUCAGCAUGGAUUGCUAGGGUUUUCAUAUCCUUGAUUGAAUACAAAUCUGUGAACAUUCUGCGAAUGGCAGCUGGGUCAGAAAUUUGCAUCAUGUGGUUCUUGGUCUGCUAUGCAAUAGCUGGGCGACACUCCUUGAUCUCUCCAUUCUUGUAUUUCCGGUUCCUCACCUUCCGGUACUCUUCGCGGCGAAAUCACUACACUCGAACCAUGUUCAUGGAGUUCCGGAUACUGCUCGAGAGGAUGGCGAUGAAUGAUAAAUGCCCCUCCUUCAUCGGGAAUGGAGUUCGCACUGGCAUUUCGUUGAUUUCUAAAUUAGCUCCGCCUAACGCACCCGCAUCCAAUUAAAAAGCUUGUGUACGUCUAGUUAUACGUAGAUAGACCAUUAUAAUUACAAAAUUUAACUAAUAUGCCAAUAACGUAUUUAUGUACACAAUUUUUUAAAUGGUAAAUAAAACAAGUCUCGGUUAAAAAGAG
Molecule: messenger RNA, 1176 nt
Organism: Folsomia candida
Lineage: Eukaryota; Metazoa; Arthropoda; Collembola; Entomobryomorpha; Isotomidae
Gene: Kr-h2
Product: transmembrane protein 33
Exons: 6
Coding region: 247-1047 (266 amino acids)
Biological process (GO): membrane organization; endoplasmic reticulum tubular network organization
Cellular component (GO): endoplasmic reticulum; membrane
Source: RefSeq, a predicted model, not a curated record